ACCAAGAGAAGAGACGGGUCGGAGUUGGACGCCCGCCGCCACCGUCCGUAUAUACCACCUAUCCGACACAUCCCCAAACCGAUUUCCACUUUUCUCUUCUCCGCCAGGAAUUUCCGCCCAAAUCCGUCGAUCCCAAGGCCUGAUCCCGCCGGCGACGAUGCUGGAGGAGCUGCUGAUCUUCACGCGGGGCGGCCUCAUCCUGUGGUCGUCCUGCCGAGCCCUCGGCCUGGCGUCACCCCUCAAGGGCUCGCCGAUCGACGCGCUCAUCCGCUCCUGCCUGCUGGAGGAGCGCGCCGCCGACGCGGGAUUCACCCAGGACAACUACGCGCUCAGGUGGGCCUUCAGCAACGACCUGGGGCUCGUCUUCGUCGCAGUCUACCAGCGCAUGCUGCACCUGCUCUACGUCGACGACCUGCUGGCCGCCGUGCGCAAGGAGUUCUCGCAGAUCUACGAUCCCAAGCGGGUGGACUAUGAUGAGAGUGGGUUUACGGAUGUGUUCAGGCAGCUGCAUCUCGAGGCCGAGGCGCGGGCAGAGGCCAUGAAGAAGACUAGACAGCAGAACACCCUGCCCUCGGCACGUGCACCUGCUAGCGGCACCGGUAAGAAGCCCAGCGCUCUGGGUGGCCGUGCUGGUCCUCAGGGCGGCGGCGGUGCUGGGAAGAAGGGCGGCGCCGAGUCCGGGAAGGAUGAUUCUGAUAGCAGCGACUCGGGCAAGGACCACAACAACAAACUGACUAACGGCAGCGUCAAGGGGCACCAGAACGGCGGUGCCGCCACCAAGGAUGCCCGUUCUGCUGCUGACACCGGGAAGGAGAACGGGGACCCCAACGGCGGGGCCUUCGAUGUGAAUACCUUACGGAAGAAGAUAGGGGGCAAGAAGGGGGGGAAGAAGGACGCCCCCGCCGUCGCCAAGAAGGCGGAGCCCAAGAAGAUCGUCAAGAAGGACAGGGUCUGGGACGACCAGCCGCGCAAGGUCGGCAAGCUCGACUUCACGGACCCGGCCGACGAGAGAGGGGAGGAGAUGGUGGACAAGGCGAUUGAACACCAGGGGGAUAGCAUGAUGGAUAAGGAUGAAGUGUUGAGCAGUGAUAGUGAGGAUGAGGAUGAGGAGGGAGAGGAGAAUGCCCAGGCUGGGCAGAAGAAGAAGGGGUGGUUCACCUCCAUGUUUAAGAGCAUUGCAGGUAACAAUGUACUUGAGAAGGCUGAUCUGCAACCUGCACUCAAAGCUCUUAAAGAUAGGCUCAUGACAAAGAAUGUGGCUGAAGAAAUUGCAGAGAAGCUUUGUGAAUCAGUAGCAGCUAGCCUUGAGGGCAAGAAGCUAGGAUCCUUCACAAGAAUAUCUUCUACUGUUCAGACAGCUAUGGAGGAGGCUCUAACUCGCAUUUUAACUCCAAGGCGAUCCAUUGACAUAUUAAGAGAUGUCCAGGCUGCCAAGGAGCGUGGCAAGCCAUAUGUCGUUGUCUUUGUUGGAGUGAAUGGAGUUGGCAAAUCUACUAAUCUUGCAAAGGUUGCUUAUUGGCUUCUUCAGCAUAACCUCAGUGUAAUGAUGGCAGCAUGUGAUACCUUUAGAUCUGGUGCUGUGGAGCAGUUGCGUACUCAUGCCCGUAGGCUUCAGAUACCUAUAUUUGAGAAGGGAUAUGAAAAGGAUCCGGCAGUUGUAGCAAAAGAAGCCAUCCAGGAAGCCACUCGGAACAAAUCAGAUGUUGUUCUUGUUGAUACAGCUGGGCGUAUGCAGGAUAAUGAGCCACUCAUGAGAGCACUCUCCAAGCUCAUCAAUCUCAACAAGCCAGACCUAGUUUUAUUCGUGGGAGAAGCAUUAGUUGGAAAUGAUGCUGUUGAUCAACUUAACAAGUUUAAUCAGAAAUUAGCAGAUCUUUCCACUGUUCCUACUGCUAGAUUGAUAGAUGGUAUCCUGCUCACCAAGUUUGACACCAUCGAUGACAAGGUUGGAGCUGCGCUGUCCAUGGUUUACAUAUCUGGAUCUCCGGUCAUGUUCGUUGGAUGUGGUCAGUCUUACACUGACCUGAAGAAGCUCAACGUGAAAUCCAUCGUGAAAACCCUCCUGAAGUGAAUGUUACAUGUUGUACUCCAAUAUGUACCGCCUACCAAGUCUCUGUUAUCUUUAAAUCCCCAAUGACAUCGUCAUUUUCAUGUUGGGUCUGAAACUGUUGUCUUGCAACUGUCAUGUCUUGUUAACUUCUAUGUUGAUACUUUUGCGCCGAUUGGUGUACUUGGUUUCCCCAGAAAUACAAUAUUAUGUGACUUUA
Messenger RNA from Lolium perenne, 2267 nucleotides. RefSeq lists its product as uncharacterized. Gene Ontology annotation, molecular function: signal recognition particle binding; GTPase activity; ATP hydrolysis activity. Gene Ontology annotation, cellular component: signal recognition particle receptor complex; endoplasmic reticulum membrane. The record is from RefSeq and is a predicted model, not a curated record. Gene Ontology annotation, biological process: SRP-dependent cotranslational protein targeting to membrane; intracellular protein transport. NCBI's taxonomy places the organism in Eukaryota, Viridiplantae, Streptophyta, Magnoliopsida, Poales, Poaceae.